This is a messenger RNA of Lachancea meyersii CBS 8951, 966 nucleotides long. The record is from the annotation of a GenBank genome assembly. NCBI's taxonomy places the organism in Eukaryota, Fungi, Ascomycota, Saccharomycetes, Saccharomycetales, Saccharomycetaceae.
AUGUCCAAUCAGUCAGGCAUCACGGCCAAUGAGGCGCUGCUAAGCCAAAUUGGGUCUUUGAUCAAUGAUACCUCGAGCGGCGCCGUUGUCGUUGCAGAAAUCUCUCUCGAUAACACUACAGUUGGACUGCACUCUGUGCUGCCCAGCUUGGAGAAACUGCGGGACUUUGCUUCUCAAAAUGUCGAGCCUCUGUACUUCUUCAUACGCGAAGGAUCCGGUAUCAUUUUCGUGUCUUACGUCCCCGAAACGUCGCCAGUGCGUGCUAAAAUGCUUUACGCCUCGACUAAAAACACCGUGUUGAGACAGGUUGGGUCGAAUCAUGUCUCACAGCAACUGCUGUUAUCUUUGCCCGAGGAAUUGACUUCAGAGACUUGGAGUUCUCUUGGUUCCGGGGAAAAUGCACCCUUAACCGAGGCGGAACAGAUCAGCAGUAGCAUUUCCGAGCAACAGCAAUUGGAACACGCCAGGGGCGGCCAUCAACUUGUUUCGCAAACAGGAGGCACAUCCCAUACCCUGUCAUUCAAAAUUUCGAGUGGACAGCCCAUUCCCGACCUUUUGGAAAAAUACAACUUGCUCAUCUUCAGUAUCAAUCUCGCCAAAGAACAAGUGGAAGUGUUGGAAACCACUCAAAUCUCUGAAACUUCACAGAUUAUUUCGUUUUUGAGAAGUGACCACCCAACAUACAAUCUUUACAAUAGCCAGGGAAAAUUGCAUUUCAUUUAUAGCUGUCCAUCAGGCAGCAAAGUCAAGGAGCGCAUGUUGUACGCAUCUAACAAGUCCGGGUUCAUUACACACCUAGCUGACGUGGAUAAAUUGACAUUGGACUCAGUCUCAGAAAUCGGGGACGCUUCGGAGCUUGAGCUCUCGAAGCUGGACCACCCCACAGCAAAAGUGCUGGACACUUCGAAGCCAGCACCAGGCCAGCUCAAAUUCAGUAGACCCAAGAGACCCGGCAGAAGAGCCUAG